This is a messenger RNA of Hymenoscyphus albidus, 2062 nucleotides long. The record is from the annotation of a GenBank genome assembly. NCBI's taxonomy places the organism in Eukaryota, Fungi, Ascomycota, Leotiomycetes, Helotiales, Helotiaceae.
AACUCGAAGACAAUUUUUACCAUCCAUAAAUAUACCACGAUAUGCGAGCCAUGGCUACUGCAAUCUGCAACCCAGUUGUCUGGGGCACCGCAGCUUACGAAGCCCAGUCCCCAUUAUGUAAGCUCGGUAACAUAAAUUCAUUUGAAGAUAGCGAUCGAAUCGAAGAAAAUGCGGCAUUAGAGAUUUGACUGUAUCGUUAGACCGAGGAAGUUGAACACGACUGAUUCAUACUGUGCCAAGAAUAGCUUGGGUUGGGGUUGUGGGAAUUAGAUAUUGGCAGAGCCCUGACUUUGGAAGAGGUUGAAGAACGAAUUGCUACAAGUCCUGGAUAAAAUCUUGCCAUUACAGUAUGAUAGUAUCUUGUCAUCUGGUGAGCACACAGAGGUUCAGUGGGAGGAUGUAGUGGCCCUGGCUGUAAUCUUGCCCUCGCAAUGGUGCUGGGUAACUUACAUGAAAUUGGAAGCGUUCUUUUCACACUGUGAGUCUAAAUUCUUCUUCUUUUGUGGGAGUCUUUUCUAUGUCUCUUCAGUUUCUCAGCUUUGUCAUUUCUGAUAUAUUCUACUUACUCGCACAAACUGGCUUAGUAUUCUGGCCAGGAAUGCUAGCCAGCCAACCUCGUAAUAAAAAUCUACCCAUGGAUUUGAUAUAACAGAGGUUUGACUUCUGCAGGAGAAAAGAUGUGAUUCACAAUUGGCCUGAGAUCUUAUGAUUCAUAGUCAACUUAUCUCAGUCACAACGCUCUCCUUCAUAAUACUUUCAUAGCAAUUCUAUACUCCCCCAAACUUUGCUAAACAUACUACUCCAAGCUCUGAACUUAAUCCAGGUCAUUGUCUUACAACAAAUACACUUACGCUUGCAGACAGGAAACUCACGGCCCUGCCAGUCGUCGGAUCUCAUCCCAAAUUUAGAGGCCUAGAUCUCACCAUGUUUUUUAUUAUUGCUCCGCUUCUUGUGGAGACUGUUGUUUUCAUUCUGACAGCCCUGUGCAUUACUGCAGGUCAACCCAACAACAUCACGCCGAGUUUACUUUCUGAUUACUACCUUGUGUCCGUUGAUACUACUAACCUCCAAGCAAUCAACGCGAGUGAGAAUCACGAUGGUCUACCAAUUCAUGAUUACUACAAAAUGUACCUGACGACUCAAUGCUCCUCCAAUCACGACAAAAGUUCAAAGCAUUACUUUAAUGCGACUUGUUCCAAGCCUUCCAACAAUGGUAUGUUUCGUUCAUUAAGCUCUGACCGUACCUCCUCACACGAUUAUGUAUUGAUCUUUCUACAGCCAAAUUUAACCUCAGAAAACUGAUAUCCAAUGAUCUUGAGAAUGAUCAUGACCAUCCAAACUUCACAAAGCCCGACUUGACCGCUAUCAUCCCCAAGGGCCUACAACUAGAUUUUGAGUCUCACAACGAACACAUCCACGUCGCUUAUGGAUUUUACAUGGCAGCAGUAGUUUGGGCUGGGCUUGGAAUACUUACCAGGUGUCUGACUCUCUGCGAUGGUACUUCGGAUAAAACUUUGUUCUUAUUUCAUUACCUCGUAGGUCUUCUACACAUACCUCUAUGCAAAUUUCGACGCCAGAGUGCUGACAUUGAGGGAGACUUUGGGCACAUUUGUCUUUAUUUCCUCAGUCAUUGUGACAGUCGUUGCAAGGGAGGGCCCGCAGUCAAUCGAGAGAUACAGCGACUUUCUCACGGCAAAUGGCGGAGACAAAAUUUUGGCUUUGACUUGGACUGCCUAUGCAUUUUGUAUCGUCAACACGCUAUUGUGCAUUACCGGUUCCUUCCUUGGCUAUGUCGGAUAGCUAGCGUUACUAGCCUUGCUACAAACGACUUUUCCACUGCCGGCCGGGGAAUUAAAAUUACAUUGUUCGGUUUCUUCGUCUUUUUAUUCGCGGGCAUAGCUCGCUGCAUGUUUCUCUUUGCGACUUGAAGGCAAGCAAAAUAUUGCUCUUUUUCUUUAUUGCUUGUAAAUAGUCCUUCUGGCAAAUGAAUAGUGCAAUGCCAUGUCACAUACCGGGUAUGCUAAAUGUCUUUUUGAGGGAUGAAUCAAUGGACAGAUUCCGA